AUGAGUUCGACCUUUGCAUCUAAAAGAGCUUCUUUAAGUGCUUCGCAAAAAAAAAAGAACUAUGCAUGUGCUGAAAACGAUCCUAGCUUAACCCUAGAUAAAUUAGCUAAAGUUGGUCGAAGCGCAAUUUCA
Entrophospora candida is the source of this 132-nucleotide messenger RNA. The record is from the annotation of a GenBank genome assembly. Lineage: Eukaryota; Fungi; Glomeromycota; Glomeromycetes; Entrophosporales; Entrophosporaceae.